This is a messenger RNA of Carassius carassius (crucian carp), 3579 nucleotides long. Its product is annotated as mucin-2-like. The record is from RefSeq and is a predicted model, not a curated record. Lineage: Eukaryota; Metazoa; Chordata; Actinopteri; Cypriniformes; Cyprinidae. The coding region runs from base 1 to 3579 and encodes 1192 amino acids. The transcript has 5 exons.
AUGAACUGCAAUUACAUCAACAGCACCAACAUCUACCACUCCAUCAACAACUGCACCAACAUCUAUCACUCCAUCAACUACUGCACCAGCCACAAUAUCAACGGCAUCGACAUCUACCACUCCAUUAAUAACAACUGUCCCAACAUCAACAACUUUUUCAACAACAACUUCACCAACAUCUACCUCUCAAUCAACAACUGCACCAACAACAACCACUCCAUCAAAAACAACUGCACCAGCAAUGAAAUCAAUGGCAUCAACAUCUACCACUCCAUCAACAACUCAUCAACAACAACUACACCAAAAUCAACCACUCUAUCAACAACUACUGCAGCAACAUCAACCACUCCAUCAACAACAAUGGCACCAGCCAUUACAUCAACAGCACCAACAUCUACCACUUCAUCAACAACUGUACCAACAUCUAACACUCCAUCAACAACUACUGCACCAACAUCAACCACUCCUUCAACAACAACUGCACCAACAUCAGCCACUCUAUCAACAACAACUGCUCCAACAUUAAAUACUCCAUCAACAACAACUGCACCAACAUCAACCCAUCCAUCAACAACAAUUGCACCAGCAAUUACAUCAACAGCACCAACAUCUACCACUCCAUCAACAACUGCACCAACAUCUAUCACUCCAUCAACUACUGCACCAGCCACAACAUCAACGGCAUCGACAUCUACCACUCCAUUAAUAACAACUGUCCCAACAUCAACAACUUUUUCAACAACAACUUCACCAACAUCUACCUCUCAAUCAACAACAACUGCACCAACAACAACCACUCCAUCAAAAACAACUGCACCAGCAAUGACAUCAAUGGCAUCAACAUCUACCACUCCAUCAACAACUGCACCAUUAUCUACAACUCCAUCAACAACAACUACACCAAAAUCAACCACUCUAUCAACAACUACUGCAGCAACAUCAACCACUCCAUCAACAACAAUGGCACCAGCCAUUACAUCAACAGCACCAACAUCUACCACUUCAUCAACAACUACUGCACCAGCCACAACAUCAAAGGCAUCGACAUCUACCACUCCAUCAAUAACAUCUGUCCCAACAUCAACAACUUUGUCAACAACAACUGCACCAACAUCUACCUCUCCAUCAACAACAACUGCACCAACAUCAACCACUCCAUCAACAACAACUGCACCAACAUCAACCACUCCAUCAACAACAACUGCACCAACAUCUACCACUCCAUCAACAACAACUGCACCAGUCAUUACAUCAACAGCACCAAUAUCAACCAUUCCAUCAACAACUACUGCACCAACAUCAACCACAACCAUUGGGUCAUCAACAACAAAUACACCAACAUCUAACUCUCCAUUAACAACAACUGCACCAACAUCAAGCACUCCAUCAACAACAACUGCACCAGCCAUUACAUCAACAGCACCAACAUCUACCACUCCAUCAACAACAACUGCACAAACAUCAACCACUCCAUCAUCAACAACUGCACCAGCCAUUACAUCAACAGCACCAACAUCUACCACUCCAUCAACAACAACUGCACCAACAUCUACCACUCCAUCAACAACAAAUGCACCAACAUCUAACACUCCAUCAACAACUACUGCACAAACAUCUAACACUCCAUCAACAAAUACUGCACCAACAUUAACUACUCCAUCAACAACUACUGCACCAACAUUAACUACUCCAUCAACAACAAUUGCACCAGCCAUUACAUCAACAGCACCAACAUCUACCACUCCAUCAACAACUGCUCCAACAUCUAUCACUCCAUCAACUACUGCACCAGCCACAACAUCAACGGCAUCGACAUCUACCACUCCAUUAAUAACAACUGUCCCAACAUCAACAACUUUUUCAACAACAACUUCACCAACAUCUACCUCUCAAUCAACAACAACUGCACCAACAUCAACCACUCCAUCAACAACAACUGCACCAACAUCAACCACAACCAUUGGGUCAUCAACAACAACUACACCAACAUCUAACUCUCCAUCAACAACAACUGCACCAACAUCAACCACUCCAUCAACAACAACUGCACCAGCCAUUACAUCAACAGCACCAACAUCUACCACUCCAUCAACAACAACUGCACAAACAUCAACCACUCCAUCAACAACAACUGCACCAACAUCAUCAACUCCUUUUACAACAACAGCACCAACAUCUAUCACUCCAUCAACAACAACUGAACCAGCCACAACAUCACUGGCAUCAACACCUACCACUCCAUCAACAACUGCACUAUCAUCUACCACUCCAUCAACAACAACUGUACCAACAAAAACCACUCCAUCAACAACAACUGCACCAGCCAAUACAUCGACAGCGCCAACAACAUCAUCAACUCCUUUUACAACAACAGCACCAACAUCUAUCACUCCAUCAACAACAACUGAACCAGCCACAACAUCACUGGCAUCAACACCUACCACUCCAUCAACAACUGCACUAUCAUCUACCACUCCAUCAACAACAACUGUACCAACAUCUACCACUCCCUCAACAACAACUGCAGCAACAUCAACCACUCCAUCAACAACUAUAACACCAGUCACAACAUCAUUGGCAUCAACAUUUACCACUCUAUCAACAUCUACCACUUCAUCAACAACAACUGCACCAACAUCAACCACUCGAUCAAGAACAACUGUACCAACAUCAACCACUCCAUCAACAACAAAUGCACCAACAUCUACCACUCCAUCAACAACAACUGCACCAACAUCUACCACUCCAUCAGCAACAACUGCACCAACAACAACCACUCCAUCAACAAAAACUGCACCAGCCAUUGGGUCAUCAACAACAACUGCACCAACAUCUACCACUCCAUCAACAACAACUGCACCAACAACAACCAAUCCAUCAACAACAACUGCACCAGCCAUUACAUCAACAGCACCAACAUCAACCACUCCAUCAACAACAACUGCACCAACAUCUACCACUCCAUCUACAACAAUUGCACCAGCCACAACAUCACUGGCAUCAACACCUACCACUCCAUCAACAACUGUAGCAACAUCAACAACAACUGCACCAGCCAUAACAUCAACGGCACCAACAUCAACCACUCUAUCAACAACAACUGCAAAAACAUCUACAACUCCAUCAACAACUAUAACACCAGUCACAACAUCAACGGCAUCAACAUCAACUGCACCAACAUCUACCACUCCAUCAACAACAACUGCACCAACAACAACCAAUCCAUCAACAACAACUGCCCCAACAACAACCACUCCAUCAACAACAACUGCACCAAUUUACCAGUCAACCAUCAACUGCACCAACAUUUACCACUCUACCAGCAACUGCUGCACCAAGCUCAAUGUCAACUGCACCAACGUCUACCAUUCCAUCAACAAUAACUGCACCAACAUUUACCACUCCAUCACCAACUACUGCACCAACAUUUGUCACCCUACCAACAACUGCAACAACUGCACCAGCCACAACAUCAUUGGCAUCAACAUCUACAACUCCAUCACCAACUACUGCACCAACAUUUGUCACCCUACCAACAACUGGUGCAACAACUUCAACAUCAACAGCAACAACAUCUAG